Ficedula albicollis (Collared flycatcher) is the source of this 726-nucleotide messenger RNA. RefSeq names its product tubulin polymerization promoting protein (gene TPPP). Gene Ontology annotation, cellular component: microtubule. Lineage: Eukaryota; Metazoa; Chordata; Aves; Passeriformes; Muscicapidae. Gene Ontology annotation, molecular function: tubulin binding. The record is from RefSeq and is a predicted model, not a curated record. Bases 16 to 615 code for a protein of 199 amino acids. The transcript is spliced from 5 exons. Gene Ontology annotation, biological process: microtubule polymerization; microtubule bundle formation; positive regulation of protein polymerization.
UGUCCUGUUUCUUGCAUGAAAAGCACCAUGGCUGACAAACCAUCAAAACCAGCAAACUCCCCCGAGGGAGCUGUGGCAGGAGAACUAAGUGCUCUGGAGGAGGCCUUUAGAAAAUUUGCCGUGCAUGGUGAUACGAGAGCCACGGGGAAAGAGAUGCAUGGGAAGAACUGGUCAAAGCUAUGUAAGGACUGCCAGAUCAUAGAUGGGAAGAACGUGACAACCACAGAUGUUGAUAUUGUCUUCAGCAAAAUCAAGGGAAAGUCUGUAAGAACUAUUACUUUUGAGCAGUUUAAGGAAGCUCUUCAAGAACUCUCCAAGAAGCGGUUUAAAGGCAAAAGUGAUGAGGAAGCACUUCAAGAGAUGUAUAAACUAAUUGAAGGAAAAGGCCCAGGUUUAACUGGAGUAACGAAAACUGUUGCAUCUCCAACUGUUUCACGCCUUACAGAUACUUCAAAAUUCACGGGGUCUCACAAAGAGAGGUUUGAUGCCAGUGGGAAAGGAAAAGGCAGAGCUGGCCGAGAAGAUCUGGUGGAUAACUCAGGAUAUGUAUCUGGUUAUAAGCAUGCAGGCACAUACGAUCAUAAAGUACAAGGAAACAACUCCAAAGGUGAUUAAAAACAGCACAGCUACCCAGGGGAAACAGAAUCUAGUUUUCUUCCCUGAUCUACUCAAGCACAAGAAAGGACAUUUCCAAGGAAAAAGAAAUAAAGCCAUCUUCUCAAAAAC